Messenger RNA from Salvelinus sp. IW2-2015, 1013 nucleotides. RefSeq names its product zymogen granule membrane protein 16-like. Lineage: Eukaryota; Metazoa; Chordata; Actinopteri; Salmoniformes; Salmonidae. The record is from RefSeq and is a predicted model, not a curated record.
AUUGUUACAAUUCAGAGGAGGGAACAUCCUCUAAAUACACUUAUAAUAUUACCUUGAUACUCCCUCCCACAGUAGCCUCGACCAAUUAGAAAACAAUAUCGGACUUGUCUUGUGUGAGUGACUGAAGGUGUUCUUUGGCAUCUAGAGCUGAUGGAAUGUUCAGCAUGUAUAAGUAAAGUCUAAGAGGAAGCAGUAGACUAGAAGGACCUGGCAGAGACAGAGAAAGAAGCUUUCACAGGUUUUCACACAGAUCAAGAUAUCACUGUGGAAUGUUCUCAAUCCUGUUUGUCGGAGUGUUCUUGGACAGCUGCUUGGCAAUGCCCAUAAAAGAACAGUACUCGUAUUCCUCUGCGGUGGGUCUGGGCAGUGGCACCCCAUUUGCUUCCUCCGGUGAGGGACGCAUCACAGCGGUCAGAGUAUGGGAGAACAACAACGCCUACAUCAACGGGUUCCAGCUGAGAUAUGACUACACCUGGUCUUCAGUGUUUGGUCACAAAGUGGGUGAAAAACAAGAGAUGGAGCUGUUGGAUGAUGAGGCCAUCGUCCAGGUGUCUGGGAAGUACAACCCAGGAGACUACAUCUACUACCUGGUGUUCACCACCAACAGGGGGCGCUCUCUGUCAGCCGGCCAGCCCUCCCAUAUCUCUUUCAAUUUCUACCCAACCCACAUAGGCAGUGAGCUGAGGCUGCUCAGGGGCCACUCCGAUGGUGCCGGCAUCACCUCAAUCAGAGCUCGAUGGGGAUUGAUGUAAAUGGAAGAAGCUGGAAACAGUACCUCUUAAUUUAAUAAAAAUGCAUGUCUUGCUCUUUGGGAUGGUUUCCCGGAUACAGAUGAAGCCUAGUCCUGUUCUAGUUACUUUUAAUGGAGAUUCUCAAUUGAGCAUGCUUUUUAGUCAAGGAGUAAACAUAACAUGGGUCCAGGAAACUGACCAUUUAUGUUUUGGCCAGAUGUUUAACAUUGAUACAGACAGGAUCGUUUCGGUAUAUGAAAUAAAUUAAUUGAACCUUUUAAA